Myxocyprinus asiaticus (Chinese sucker) is the source of this 11715-nucleotide messenger RNA. RefSeq names its product bromodomain PHD finger transcription factor (gene bptf). Bases 290 to 9004 code for a protein of 2904 amino acids. Gene Ontology annotation, molecular function: RNA polymerase II cis-regulatory region sequence-specific DNA binding; zinc ion binding. The transcript has 33 exons. NCBI's taxonomy places the organism in Eukaryota, Metazoa, Chordata, Actinopteri, Cypriniformes, Catostomidae. The record is from RefSeq and is a predicted model, not a curated record. Gene Ontology annotation, cellular component: NURF complex. Gene Ontology annotation, biological process: regulation of transcription by RNA polymerase II.
UAGCGGGCGUUCGGCUAGAGCGCUGAUCACGUGACUCCCGCAGUAGGCCUGCUGUCUGUUGUCAGUGGACGGAGAGGAAGGAAAGAACAUGGCGGCUGCGAGCGACCUGAAGCGGGGCACCGGGCGUUCGUUUUGAGCUUUCUUGCGUUAACCGAGUCCGGGGCUCCGCGGGACUGGUGCAUCCUCACAUCCACGGGAUCAUAUUUGCAGUGGUGCCCGAAAUUCCGGGUUUUAUGCGUGUAAACAGCGCGCAAAACGUGAAACUGAAGAGAAUAGAUUUUUAUCCAUAAUGAGGGGGAGACGAGGCAGGCCGCCCAAAACCCCGCUAACGCAGGAGCCCUCUUCGGGGUCGGUGCGCGGGUUGAGACCCCGCCGGACAUUAAAGCCGAAGGUGAGAGGGAGCUCCGAUGAGGAUUUUGUCACCCCGAAACGGGGGAGCCAUCACCAUUCAACACGAGGCCGGAGGAAAGUGCGAUCCGCGGGAUUGAGAGGCAGAGGAAGAGGCAGAGGAACGGGCAGAGGCAGGGGACGGCGGAGCACCGCGAGCGGGGUGGUGUACGAUGACCACGAGAGCGAUGAAGAGGACGACGAUGCGGUCAGUUUGCGAUCGGAGGGGGACGACUACAUCGCGGAGCCUCUUACGGAUGAUGAAGAAGAAGAAGAGGAGGAGGAGGCCAUCAACGAUGAAUCGGACUACCUGGAAGAUCUGGACGGAGAGGAUGAAGACGAUGCCAGUUUCUGCACCGAGAGCAGCCACGGCAGCACUGCAGUAGGUCGGAGAAGGCCAAGACCAAGACGGCCACCUUCUCCAAUUUUGGAGCAGAAGGAGAUUCCUCCUUUGAAUUUGCCCAGUUCUUCUGAGGACCUUCUCAUUACCAAUGAACAGCUUCUUAACGCAUCGGCUGUUUAUGAGGUCCUUCGCAGCUUUAGCACAGUCUUGCGCCUGUCUCCAUUCCGCUUUGAGGACUUCUGUGCUGCUCUGGUUGGACAGGAGCAAUGCACGCUAAUGGCUGAGACACACAUUUCUCUCCUGAAAGCUAUCUUAAGGGAGGAGGACACUUCCAACACCACCUUUGGACCAGCGGACCUUAAAGACAGCGUUAAUUCCACUCUCUACUUCAUUGACGGGAUGACCUGGCCAGAGGUGGUGCGUGCAUACUGCGAGAGUGACCCGGAAUAUCACCAUGUUCUUCCUGACCUAGAGGGUGAAGAAUACCCCUUCAGCCCUUUGGAGAGCAAAGUCAAGGUCUUGCAGUUCCUGGUGGACCAAUUCCUCACCACCAACCUCGCCCGUGAGGAGCUGAUGUCCGAGGGAGUUGUUCAGUAUGAUGAUCACUGCCGGGUGUGCCACAGACUAGGCGAUCUGCUCUGCUGUGAGACCUGUUCGGCGGUGUAUCACCUGGAGUGUGUGAAGCCUCCUCUGCAGGAGGUGCCUGAGGACGAGUGGCAGUGUGAGAUUUGUGUGGCGCACAAAGUUCCUGGUGUAACGGACUGUUUGACAGAGUUUCAGAAGAGCCGGCCAUACAUCCGGCAGGAACCUAUUGGUUACGAUCGGCAUCAAAGAAAAUACUGGUUUCUAAACAGGAGGAUCGUUGUGGAGGAGGAUGGAGAUGAUGAAAAUAAGAAGACCUGGUACUACAGCACUAAAGUCCAGCUGGGUGAGUUAAUGGAGGUUCUGGAUAAAGGCUUCUGGGAAAGCGACCUCUGUUCUGUGCUGGAGGAGAUUAGAGAGGAGAUCCACUCUCACAUGGACAUCACAGAGGAGCUCACUAACAAGGCCCGUGGAAAUAACAAAGCAUACCUCACCGUUGCCAAUGAUGUGAUCUUGGACCGUCUAAAGGCCAAGCAGGAGGCGGAGCUUGAGGAGCUAAAGCGACGGGCAGCAGAGGAGGCUGAGAAGGCCAGACAGGAAUCUGAAUCACAGUCUUGUGAACAAGGCAUGACCAAUGCAAUGACCCCUGCAAAUGGAUCGUGUCCACAACAAGACUCCAGUGAACCUACUUCUGCAAACACUGCUCCAGCUGAUGAGGAAGGCAGCACCAGUAUUCCCAAGCCCACGGCAAGCAGCUCAGCCAUACCGCCUAAAACCGACUCUCCGAGUCCCACAGGGAAUGCCACGACUAUGUCUUCCAAUACUGAGGAGAAAGGUGAACCUGCAGAGGAGGUGAAAGACUUGGCAGGUAAGAGCUCAGAAUCUGUUGGUCAGGGUGAUGGGGAUUCGGUACUAGAAACUGAACCUCCGCAGACAGCAGAUGAGAACAGCUGCAGCAGUCAUUUCUCCAUCUCUGACUGCCUGCGACCUCCGGAAGAGUCUGACCUGGUAGACCGCUCCUCACAGUCUUCACUAAACAGCCAGGAUGAUGCAGGUGAAGGUAAAACUAAUGGAGAUGGCACAAAGACAGGAUCUUCACGCAUGGUUACACGACUCCGGAACCCUGACAGCAAGCUCAGCCAGCGCAAGGUCAUGCAGGACAAAGAUGGCAGCUCUCAGGAUGGUAGUAAAGCACUUAGAGAGACUCCUCCACUGUCAUCUUUUGGCUCUUUCAAGAGAGAUUCAACCAAGCAGACUGGCAGUGGCUUUUUCAAGCUGGGCCACGAGGGCAAAUUCCGUGUGUACCACAACCAGUACAGCACUAACACACUGGCGCUGAACAAGCAUCAACACCGCGAGGACCACGACAAACGUAGGCAUCUUUCCCACAAGUUCUGCAUGACCCCUGCUGGUGAUUUCAAGUGGAACGGAUCGCUGUACGGCUCAAAAGCACUGACGGUGUCAACUCUUAGAUUAACCAUCAUCCAGCUAGAGAACAAUGUCCCUGCUCCAUUCCUACAUCCAAACUGGGCUUCACACAGGUCAAACUGGAUAAAGGCUGUCCAAAUGUGCAGCAAAGCGAGAGAGUUUGCUUUAGCUUUGGCCAUUCUGGAGUGUGCAAUAAAACCAGUGGUCAUGCUCCCAAUAUGGAAGGAUUCUUUGGGUCACACAAGGCUUCAUCGUAUGACCUCUGUGGAGCGGGAAGAGAAAGAAAAGGUAAAAAAGAGGGAGAAAAAACUGGAGGAUGAAGAGACAAUGCAGCAGGCCACAUGGGUGAAGUACACUUUCCCCAUCAAACACCAGGUGUGGAAACAGAAGGGAGAGGAGUACAGGGUAACUGGUUAUGGAGGCUGGAGCUGGAUAAGUAAGACCCACGUCCAUCGCUUUGUCCCAAGGCUACCUGGAAACACCAACGUCAACUAUCGGAAAGCACUUGAGGGAGCUAAAACUGGAAUGGACAAUCGGGCAGCUCUCUCAAAAACAUCUAAAACUUUGGAAAAAACAGAUAAAGUCUCUACUCAAAAUGUGUCUGGAAAGGAUAACGUCCAGAUCACAUCACUGGAUUCUUCUGAAGAACAACCAUCUGUGGAGAAAGAUCAUGUGUUAAAAGAUGAAAAAGGAGAUGAAAAUUUUGAAGAAAAAGAGGUUGAAAAAGUUGAGGAAAAAGUGGUUGAAAAAGAGGAUGAAAAAUUUGAAGAAAAGAGUGAUAAAGAAAAUGGAUCUGUGGAAAAAAUGGACACUAGCGCUCCUCACUCCGAUGAAGUAAAUGAAGAUAAAGCUAACAUUUCAAAUGAUUCACCCACAUCAAAUGAGUCUCCUUUCAAAGGAGAGUCUUUUGAAAAUGAGGUAAUGAAGGAUAGUGCUCUGAGUGAACCCCAACAGUCCUUCUGCUAUGAUGUUGUGAACGUCAGUGAGGGCUUCCUGCAACGCAUUGCAUACAAGAAAAAAGUAAAGGCUUCAAAACUUGAUGGCCUUCUGGAGAGGCGGGUCAAACAGUUUACCAUUGAAAAGAAGCAGAGAUUGGAGAAACUCAAGCAGACUACAGUUUCUAAACCCUCCACUGAAAAGAUCAUGGACAACAAGGAAACAACCAUUGCUGCUCAAGACCAAAAGGUCAAGAUUGAAGGAAAUAUCCCUGAAACUCCAAAACAUACCCAGGUAGAUGGGGUAGCAGACCCAGCAAUACAGCAAAAAGACCAUGUGGUCAAAAAGCUUGAUUUUAACCAAGGGGAAGAGCAAGUAAGUAUAAAUACUUCAGGACAGAAGAAUAACCUGGAUGUCAGGUUAAAUGAUUUCGGUGACACUGCCCGUGAAGAACAUCAACAAAAAUCGGCAGAACCAGAAUCCAAAGCACCCAGUCGGGUAGCAAUGUCUGAGCUUAAUGGAAACUCGCAAAGUCUGGAUCCAAGUGUUCAGCAAAAUGCUAAACCCGAUAAAACGAUCUCAGAAGGUCUUACACCAGAAGACCCUGAGAAAAAGACUGUAGUUGAAAACAACGAGAAUAACCUUGAUGUAGAAAAAGCUGUGCAAGUAAAUGGGAAAGAUGGUCCUGGGGAUUCGCUAUGUGAGAAUUUGACUGAUAAUGUUAACCCGAAGGAGCUAACCAAUCGCCUUGGGGAGGAAAUCAAAGCAAUAUCACCAAAGGAACCAGUGAAGUCGCUAAUGAAUGGUGAUUCCACUCAAGAGGGUCUUAAAGAAUGGACUAAUAGCUCAAUUCCUGAAGUGAAAACUGAAGGAGAGAAAGAAGUUACCAAGUUUGACCCUGAUUAUCUACCACCUCAGAAAGUGGCCAAGUUUGAAAAUGACACUGAAGGAACUUUAGACUCUUCUGUUAGUUCCUCUGUACCUAAACCUUCUUCAGUAGCUUCCGAGCCAAACGUAAGAUCCGAGGUGCCUAGUAAAAGCUCAAAGGUGGAGCUGAUGCAAAUCGAGGAGUCCAAGCCUCUUGUACCUUCUCCCGUCCCAUCAGCGGAAGAGUCCAGCCUAAGCAGCGACCUCACCGAAAACUGUAGCAACGGGAGCAAGAUAACAACUGUCAUUACUCAAGUCACUAAAACUACAACGACGGUAUCAACUGAGGCCCACACGGUAUUGACAUCAAGCCUUGCUUCCAAUAACGGGUUAAAUACAUCCAUGCCUGAUUCUAAGGUGGAAUCAACCAGCUCUGUUUCAAAACUCUUUACUACAACUACCACUUCUGUUACCAAGGUCACAAACUCAUCCCAGGAAGCCAUGGUAACAAAAGAGUCCAAGACCAUUGUAACGGAAACUCUGACUGAUACCAAGUCUGGUCCUAGUGGUUCCUCAGUGACAUCCAUGACAGUAAGUCAAGAAUAUUCCACCAGGGACAGAGUACGACUGUUAAAGUUCUCUCGCACCAAGAAAACACGAUCCGGGACGGCCUUGCCUUCGUACCGCAAGUUUGUAACCAAGAGUAGCAAGAAGAGCAUCUUUGUGCUUCCCAACGACGAGCUAAAGAAGCUUGCAAGACGUGGUGGCAUUCGUGAAGUUCCUAUAUUCAACUAUAAUGCCAAGCUAGCCUUGGAUAUCUGGCCCUACCCAUCUCCACGACCAACAUUUGGGAUCACAUGGAGAUACCGACUCCAGACAGUGAGGUCUCUGGCUGGGGUAAGCCUGAUGCUACGGCUGCUCUGGGCCUGCCUCAGAUGGGACGAUAUGUCUGUAAAGCCUUCAUCCGCUGUUGGGACAACACGGACAGAAACAUCUGACACUGAUAUCACCACCACCGAGAUCAUCAAGCGGCGAGAUGUUGGGCCUUACGGCAUUCGUUCAGAAUAUUGCAUCAGAAAGAUAAUCUGUCCCCUCGGGGUGCCUGAGACUCCCAAAGAGACUCCCACACCUCAAAGAAAAGGACUACGAUCCAGUGCUCUGAGACCAAAGAAACCAGAACCAGCAAAGCAGACAGGGCCUAUUGUGAUCGAAACCUGGGUGGCUGAGGAAGACCUGGAACUAUGGGAGAUUCGAGCCUUUACUGAAAGGGUUGAGAGGGAGAAGGCACAGGCAGCUGACCCGACUAAGGUUAGUGUGCAGAAGAAAGCAGAGGAGGUCAAGGCCCAAUUGGAAGCUCAGCUUAAGCAGCAGAGAUUGGCAGCCCAGCAGAAACGGUUGGAGCAGCAAAAACCUGCAGGCACCAGCAGCACAUGCACCCUGACCAGCACACCUACGACCCCUGGAACCACCCCUCAGAAGGUGGUGGUGGGGUCUGUUGGCGGUCCGGUAACUACAGUGCCAAAAGUGGUGAUGACCACCAAGCUUGGCUCUCCGGUAACAUUCCAGCAAAACAAGAACUUCCAGCAGUCCUUUGCUUCCUGGGUCAAGCAGGGCCAAGGCAAUACAGUCUCCACCAGUUCUGUUGUGACUGUGGCGGCGAGUAGCGCCACCACAUCCGGGCAAACGUUCCACAUCGCAGCUGCUGCGGGGUCGAUGGCCGGCAGUGUCAUCGCAGCUAAACUGCCUGUUCCAGCCAACAGCAAGAUAGUCACAGUGAACAUGCCAACAACGCAAGGAGGGUUGGUGCAGGUACAGCAGAAAGUGGUGGGCAUCAUUCCAUCAAGCACAGCAGGCAGUGCACAGUCCUUUCCCUCAUUCCAGCCCCGUACUGCCACUAUUAACAUCAGACCCAACACUAGCACCUCCACACAACAGGUCGUUACGACUGGAACUCUCCGUCCGGGGAUGGCAAUGAUACGUUCUCCACUGCAACAGACCACCACCCUUGGCAAGACUAUCAUUCGCGCUCCCCUGAUGGUUCAACAAGGUCAAGGGCAACAGGCAGUGCAGAGCAGUACCGGAGCUCAAGCGGUGGGCACCCCACCUCGCCUCUCCGUACCAACCCAGCCCCAGACCCCACAGACACCCUCUGGUCCCCGACCGCAACAGGGUCAGGUCAAACUCACCCUCGCUCAGCUCACACAGCUUACCCAGGGGGCUCAGGGUGGGAACCAGGGCUUGACUGUAGUGAUCCAAGGGCAAGGUCAGACCACAGGCCAGCUGCAGGUAAUCCCUCAGGGUGUGACGGUCAUUCCGGGCCCCGGUCAACAGCUCAUGCAGGCAGCCAUGCCCAAUGGCCAAGUCCAGCGGUUUUUGUUCACGCCCGUGUCCCCUGCAGCUGUGUCUGCACCCACUGCCCCUUCCACAACAACCUCAACGAGCACCCCAGCCACACCUGUCCCGGCUACUACCAGCAACACCAUCACCACCCCAGCAGCACCCAUACAACCAGCAAUUCAACCUGCUCCACAGCUCCAACCUCCAACUGCACAUCCACCCACCUCAUCUCUUCCCCCAUCACAACCACCUCAACUCGCACCCACUCUAGUCCCAACCGCCGCCAUUCCCAAACUGACUCCCACUCCACAACCCCGCCCACCCGUACAGCUCCUGCCUCAACUGCAGGCCCCUCCUCAAACCUCCAUCAAGCCUCACACAUCUGCAACCGCCCCUGCCUCUCAGAUAGCACAGGUUACACCUCCCGCACCUGCCCAACAGGUCACCACCCUUCCCGUCGCCCCGCAGGUCACUCAGACCACCGUAACCAAAGUCCAGCCACAGAUCCAGCUGCCCCCACAGCUCCUCAGCGUUCCCGGGCUGCAACAGCAGGUCAUCUCUCACAUCCAGAGUCAGGUAGCAGCCCAUAUUCAGGCUCAGGUCCAGCAGGCCGGUACAGCAGCUGGGAUUCCCCAGCAGAUCAAACUGCAGCUGCCCAUUCAGAUCCAGCAGCAGGGUGGAGGGCAGGUCCAAACCCACCAGAUCCAGAACCUGGUGACGAUCCAAACAGCUAGCGUACAGGAACAGCUCCAGCGCAUACAACAGCUCUGUGAACAACAGCAGCAGAAGAAGAAACAGCAGGAAGUGAAGAGAGAGCAAGCCCAGCAGAACACCAGUCAGAGUGACCUGCUGCAGAAACAGGUGGCUCAGAAGCAGAAUGUGGCCAUAGAACAGUUAAAGCAGAAGAAGACCAUGACUCCUGCUGAAAGAGAGGAGAACCAGAGGAUGAUUGUUUGUAACCAGGUGAUGAAGUUCAUCCUGGAUAAAAUCGAUAAGGAUGAGAGGCAGGCGGCCAAAAAGAGGAAACGGGAGGAGUCGGUCGAGCAGAAGCGCAGUAAGCAGAAUGCCAGCAAGCUCUCAGCGCUGCUCUUCAAACACAAGGAGCAGCUGAAGGCUGAUAUUCUGAAGAAGAGAGCUCUGCUCGAUAAAGAGCUGCAGCUACAAGUGCAGGAGGAGUUGAGGAGAGAUCUCAUUAAACUGAGAAGAGAGAAGGAGAAAGCUCAGGCUGCGGCUGCACAAGCAGCAGCAGCAGCAGCGGCGGCGGCGGCAGCGGCCGCCAGUGCUCACCCGCAUGCCGCUCUCUCCACAUACACACCGACGGUUACGUCCCCCUCUUCCACACACAAACGCAAGCGGGACGAGGAGAGAGACUCCGCUUCCAAGUCAAAGAGAAAAAAGAUGAUUUCCACUACCUCAAAGGACAGCAAGAGAGACAUCAAGCUAUACUGCAUCUGCAAAACACCCUACGAUGAGUCCAAGUUCUACAUUGGUUGUGACCUGUGCUCUAACUGGUAUCAUGGAGAGUGUGUGGGCAUCACAGAGAAAGAGGCCAAGAAGAUGGAUGACUACAUCUGUUCAGAAUGUAAACGAGCACAGGAGGGCAGCACAGAGGAACUCUACUGCAUCUGCAGAACUCCAUAUGACGAGUCACAGUUCUACAUUGGUUGCGACCGCUGUCAGAACUGGUAUCACGGUCGCUGCGUGGGCAUCCUGCAGAGUGAAGCCACACAUAUCGAUGAGUACGUGUGCCCACAGUGCCAGUCUACAGAGGACGCUAUGACUGUCUUGACACCGCUCACAGAUAAAGACUACGAGGGGUUAAAGAGAAUACUGCGCUCCUUACAGUCUCAUAAGAUGGCGUGGCCAUUCCUGGAACCAGUAGAUCCGAAUGAUGCUCCAGAUUAUUAUGGGAUCAUCAAGGAACCAAUGGACCUAUCUACGAUGGAAGAAAGAAUACAGAAACGCUUUUACAGCAAACUUACAGAGUUCGUAGCGGACAUGACCAAAAUCUUCGACAACUGCCGCUACUACAAUCCCAGCGACUCGCCUUUUUACCAGUGUGCAGAGUUCCUGGAAUCCUUCUUUGUACAGAAACUCAAAGCUUUCAAAGCAAGCAGAUUGUGAUGACAUUGUGGCUGAAGUGGUGGAGUCUUUAUUUGAAAUCAUGGAACUUGCUCUUUUAUAAAUAGUGGAAACUGAUGUACAUUUAAAUGAAAUGACUCACAUGUUUGGAAAAUAAAAAAAUAAAAAAACAGUCAUUGAAACACUUGCGAUGCCUUGAUUGACAAUCUGAGAGCGGCAGCCAUGUUGAAGCGCUAUGAACACAGUAAUCAAGGGAAAUGCUUUGCGUGCAUACAUGCUCAUAUGUGUAAUUCUGUUUUCUGGUCACGUGAUGUUAUUUAUAAUGUGUACGCUGAUGCAUGAACAUUUAUCACACAAACGUUUUGUUGGAUUGGCUGAUUAAAGACGUUUUACAAGACUGCUGUUCAGUUUUAUUGUAAUGUGCUUAACAACUGCUUGUUUCAACUGCUUGGUUGGUCUUUCCAGGUUAUCAUUGAGAAAACUAGUGAACUGCAAAAUGCAUAGUCGACUUUCUAAAUAAUCGGUUUCAAAUCGCUUGAAGGAAAAAAUAGAUAUGUAAUGCCAUUUGUCAGGGUAUACAAGUAUUUUUAAACCCUUUUGUUAGGACUUCUAUGUUGAAAUAAAGGACCAUGCUUUAAAACAAAUUUUCAAAUUGUAUUUUUUUUUCUUAGAUGAAUCUAGACUGGUAUUUUUACGAGCACCAAUUUAAAUGACUGAAAUGCAUUCCCUUUGCAUUAUGACAACAUGGCUGCCAUUCCAAUAAACCCUUGAGGCUUUUCCCCCCUCACUAGUCUUGUUUUAUUUGCAAAUGUUCAGUAAAACCCAAAGGGCUCUUAACGUCGUUUUCUCUGUUCUGUAGGUCGCAUAACAACAAACUACAGUCAUCAGCCUCAUAGAAUACAACCACAUGCUGUUCUAAUAAACGUUGAACAUUAGUUCAAGAUGGAACUUUAUCCCAGUCAACCAGCAUCGCACAUAGCCGCAAUGUUUGUUGGAAUAUUGGACAUAGAAGCUGGUUGGAUCAAGAAUGGACAGUUUACAUUUUUGAUCGAUAAAGCAAUGAGUUUUGACUGGGAUCUAUUUGUCUCAUGUUUCUUUAUGGAAUUAAAUGCCUACGAAAAUGUUUUGUGAGUUUUUUAAACCCUCCCGAAUCAUGUUCGCAUUAUCCAGGACAACAGGCGUCUACCAUGGGUGCAACCAUUGUUUUUAACUUGAUACAUAAGAUUCAGCGUACUACUUCAAAAGCAGACAGCUAAUUGUUUUUUAAGCAAUGGGGAGGAACGAGUACCUAAAAUAAGAUUUACUGUAAGAAUGCAUUAAAGACUGAAACAUGCUAAAAAUCAACAAGGUAUCUUGUUUGUAUAACUUGUCUUUUUUUUUUUUUUUUUUUUUUUUUUUGUAUUACAACUGAAGAAAUAUUGAUGUAUAUGAAACAAAUAAAUGGAGGGGACAGGAUUCUCUCUUCUACAUUGAUUAAUAUGUCUCUAUAUUCUCUUCAGUUUAAAGUUAUUAACCCUGAGUAGGAUUCUAAGCAUUUGGACAAUUCCAGCUUGCAAGAAAAGGCCUGACAGAUUGGACUUUUUAGAACGAUGUACUUAUCAAAAUUAAUAUUUUUGUCUAGAUAAUUGUGUAACCAAAAAGUGCACAUUAAACCCCACAAAUAAUAUUUUCUAUGUUUAUAGUAAUUGAUACACCAAUUCAUCACUGAGCUACAAAAUCAUUUUCUCUGAGGUGAACUUUGUGUUAAUUUUAAGUGCACUUUUCCAGUCUUGGUACAAUAUUUGUAUGACAAUAACCAUGUAUUGUUUCAAUCUAUGAGUUAAAGGGAUAGUUCACCCAAAAGUGAAAAUACUCUCAUCAUUUACUCACCCUCAUGCCAUCCCAGAUGUGUAUGACUUUCUUUUUUCUGCAGAACACAAACGGAAAUUUUAAUAAUAAUAUCUCUAUGUUGGUCCACACAAUGCAAGUGAAUGGUGACCAAAACUUUAAAGCUCCACAAAGCACAUAGAGGGAGUAUAAAAUUAAUCUGUAUGACCGCAAAGUGUUUUAAUCCAUGUUUUCUGAAGCGAUAUGAUCGAUUUUGGGUGAGAACAGAAUAAAAGAAUAGUGAAUAACUCCGUUUUCACUAUAUAUCUUGGCGAUCAUGUGUUCAAGCUCGAUUACACUUUUCUAAUGCUCUGCAUAUGCGUCAAGCACAAGGAAGUGUAAUCGAGCUUGAAGUCACGUUCGUGCCUAGAGGCUGCAAUGGCAAGAUGUACAGUGAAAAAGGAGUUACAUUUUGGUCUGUUCUCACCCAAAAUUCGAUUAGAUUGCUUAAGAAGACAUUAAUUAAACAACUGGAGUCAUUAUAGAUUAAUUUUAUACUCCCUUUAUGUGCAUUUUGGAGCUUCAAAGUUCUGGUCACCAUUCACUUGCAUUGUAUGAACCAGCAGAGCUGAAAUAUUAUUCCAAAAAUCUUCGUUUGUGUUCUGCAGAAGCAUGAAAGUUAUACACACCUGGGAUGGCAUGAGGGUAAAUAAAUUAUAAGAGAAUUUUCAUUUUUGGGUGAACUAUCCCUUUAAUAACUAGUUUAAUCAUUGCAAUACUUCUAUAAAGUCUGUAUGUCAACAAAAAUCUAUUUUCAUGGAUCAUUUGUUUUAAGUCUACCAAGCCAGCACUUAAAAUCUGGUCUUCAUUUCAUUUCAUUUUUAAGUAGUUCCUGAAGGGCCUCUGGGAUUACUGAAUUAAAUUCUAAAUAAACAAUUUCUUCAUCA